CAGAGGGUCAUGGUGAAUGACGUCAUGCGCUAAAGAUGGCGGACGGAGAAGGAGGAUGGUGGGGGGGCUGGCUAACACAGAGCUUCCAGACCGUCAAAGAUAAGUCAGCUGAGGCAUUAGAAUUUAUCAAACGGGACCUGACAGAAUUCUCCAGCGUGGUCCAACAUGACGCGACGUGCUCUAUUGUUGCCACAGCGAACGUCGUAAAGAACAAACUGGCAGUGGAAGGUUCAUCAGAAACCGCAGAAAAAGUGAAGAAAAGCAUUUCUAAUGUUUUGGGCGUGAUCACAGACACUUUGUCCCCUCCCCCAGACAUGACCAUUGACUGUGAUGUCAUAACGCUGGUAGCCACGCCCACAGGCACAACGGAGGUGUACGACAGCAGCAAGGCUCGACUCUACAGCCUCCAGGCAGAUCCUGCGACAUACUGCAAUGAACCUGACGGCCCUCCACAACAGUUUGAUGCCUGGCUGUCCAGUUUCAGUCUGGAAGAGAGAAAAGCAGAAAUCUCUGAAUUGCUGGUCAAUAGUCCAGCCAUCAGAGCUCUCUACACUAAAAUGGUGCCUGUAGCAGUAGCACACUCAGAGUUCUGGCAGCGGUACUUCUAUAAGGUUUUCCAGUUGAAGCAGGAAGAGGCCAGGAGGGUGGCAUUAAAGCAGAGAGCAGAACAGACGGCUCACUCUGAGAAUCUCGGUUGGGAGGAAGAGGAUGAAGAAGGUGAGUUUCUCGGGGCUACGUCUACAUCUCGAUUAGAUUUCACCCCCCCUUGUGAGGAGGCACCAGAGACCACUCCAGAAAGAACCUCACCCCCUCAGGGGGUGGCUUCCCCCAGCAACGUAACAUCUGACGUCACCCCCUCUGCGAGCAGCGACAGCGUCAGUUUCCCCACCCAGAUCGAGAACCAGUCGGACCCCGUCACCAUCAGAGUGACCCAGACACCGCCUGCUGAGGAACAGCUCUCAAUCAAACUCUCAGAGGUCAGCGUGCUGGACAUGGUCCCAGAGGAGAGACCGUCAAAGCGUGAAGAGACCACCAAAGAGGAGGUACCUCAAGAUCUCCGAGUGUUUGAGCUUAACUCGGAUAGUGGCAAAUCUACACCCUCCAAUAACGGCAAGAAAGGUUCAAGUACAGAUGUGAGUGAAGACUGGGAGAAAGAUUUUGAUCUGGAUAUGACAGAAGAGGAGGUCCAGAUGGCUUUGUCUAAAAUAGAUGCAACAGAAGAGUUGGAGGAUGAGGACUGGGAAAACUGGGAAUGAUAACCUGGUGGUGGGAUUGCUGGCUUGACAUCAAUGCGAGACGUUGGUGUUCACCAAACGAACCAUGCUUAUGUAUUUAACUCCUAGUCCACAGCCACAUCUGCUCAUUCAAGUGAACAGGUCACCCCCUCUCGAAUGACAUUCACAUCCAAGAUAAACACACAUCUACCAGGCUCAUCUGAAGUAUGUCCUUUAACCGUGGCGAUGAAGAGUUGAAACACUAAGUCUGUUCAGAGAAGUAUUGGUUAAUGCGGAGGGAUCAUUUUUACUUGCCCUAUGUAAAUUCAUGUUAUUCUUCUUUUAAGAUUACAGCGAGAAAUGGAAAUGAAUUACUAGAGCUCCUGAUUAGCUGUAUUAUAUGACGCUGUUCAUCGUUCUUAUAGAAUUAGAAAAUUCUUCUCAUGAAAACAUAAAUAAGUUAUGUUUUUGUUCUCUUUACGUACUAACACCUUUAGUCAUAUACAAGUUAUUCUAGCAUUGAGAUUGAGAAUGGGAACGAAGUUACGCCUUUUUCGCUCUGCUGGUCUUUCAUGGCCUUGUUCAGUGUUGUGUGGAAUUAAAGAAAGGGUAUGCAAAAGUAAAAAAGUGAAUAUUUCAGUAAACACAACCAGUCGCUUCUUGUACUGUCCACUUUCUUUUUCUGUCCUCUCUGUAUGCGUGUCAAGUUUCUUCUCAAAUUUGUUUGAAAACUCAUAAAAAUAUGGCCAAUUCGUCUUUUAUCAGAGAAGGUCAUGGGUUCACGAUUAGCCUGGUUUGGUUUAAGAUGCAAACCAUUCUGAUGUACCGGGGAUUCUGACUUGUGUAAAGGUAGCCUAGAAAAACUGCUCAUUUUUGGAAUACAGCAUACAAAUUAAGAAAUUGUAAACUAUACUGCUGUCUUCAGAAUGCCUUGUCGCAAGUAAUGCUGUAUGUCUAAAGUAUUUAUUUAGUCCUUAAUUUCGAUUUAUAAUCUGUGUUAAUAAUGAUUAUCAUGCUUGUCAAUAUUUUUUACAACUAUAUUGUCCUCUAUUUUUCCAAUGAGCAUCACCAUUAAAUGCAAUAUCAUGCAAAUUGGGGAUUUGUUUAAAUAUCUGUUGUUUAAAUAUCUAUUUUGAUGUUUUCAACAACGCGUUUUUUUUUUACGAAAGAUGUAAAAGAUAACCACAGCUUCUGCCAAAACUUCAGGUUUAGCGUUACUACUUGACCAUAAAACAUGUACACUGGAUCCCCUUAAACAAACUAUGAAACUUUUAGUAAUUUUAAGUAUUUACAUUUUUUUUAUUGCUACUUGUCAUUUUUACUGAAACGAUAUUAAGUAGGCCUAUCAUAGACGAUGCAACAGCAGCGACGCCAUAUUGGUCCAGGCACAUUGUCUUAUAAACGGUGAAAGUGAAUGGGGGACUGCUGUUUUUCUAAAUAAUAAAAACAUUACCCUUUAUAUUUAAAAUAUAUUUCAAAGGCUUACGUGGAGUGCAAAAAAUGCUGUGUUUUCAUAAUGUCUGAUUGGUCGGUCGUUCCUCUCUUUUUUUAUUGAAUAACAAUAUUAUUGUAACCAAUACAAUUAGUGUAACCAAAUUUAUAUACAAAACAAAACAAAACAAAACAGACAAACAAAAAAGAUAUUACGAAAAAGUAAUUAAAAAUUAAAAAUUUUGCUAGGGGAAUAAGCAGUUAUAUAAAUGCAUGAAAAUAGUUACAUGCCUGUAGAAUAUGACAAGCUUUCUGUGGUUUUUGGAGGGUAAGAUUAAGUUAACUAGUAGAUUUUUUCUUCCUUAAAUGCUUUAAAGCAUGGUUUUCCACCAGAAAAUGUACAUUUAUGAAUACAGAAUUUAGCCAUUAAAAUAAUCAAAU
Molecule: messenger RNA, 3086 nt
Organism: Triplophysa rosa
Lineage: Eukaryota; Metazoa; Chordata; Actinopteri; Cypriniformes; Nemacheilidae
Gene: bsdc1
Product: BSD domain containing 1
Exons: 11
Coding region: 36-1256 (406 amino acids)
Cellular component (GO): cytoplasm
Source: RefSeq, a predicted model, not a curated record